AUGACACUCACUAAAACAUCCGUGUUUACUGCUCUCUGUGUACUUUAUAGGUCUCCACCCAUAGGGAUUAGUGUACAUUACGAUUCUGGCCCAGAGCCAAAGCUGGAGCCGUUGCUUCAACACGGCUCACACGAUGUCCACUUCUCCCAAGCGACAGAUAAAGAAUUCUGGGAUGAUGGUCCGAUAGAUAUCUAUGAAGCUUUUGCUCAACAUUCCUACAAGACUUUAGAUACGUGUAACAAUUCUUGUGACUAUAAAGACGAUCUAUGUGAAGCCAGAACAAUGGAAAAAUUUGAUUCAAUUAUUUCAAGAAAUUUAAUACAGAAGCCCAAACCGUUCCUUGCAAGAGGGCAGUAUGUUUUUGAGUGGGAGAAAAAAUAUUUGAGUUAUCCACCUUUGAACGAUUCUAAAACGCUUCCAGAUUUGGAGUUGUCUAAAGUGACAGUUGAAAACACAAGACAAGGUGUGGUCAGGUGUAAGAUACUUGAAACUAUACACUUUCGUCUGGAUGUCGUGGAUGGGUAUGGGCGUCAGAGAACCAAGGGAGACGAUGUGGUCAGGGUGUGGAUGAAGGGAGGUAAUAACUCGGAUUACGCUGUUGUUGGUAACGUCACAGAUUUACAAAAUGGCAGCUAUACUUUCUCUGUCAAAUGUUUGUGGGCUGGUAUCUCUAAGCUUCACGUGGCCAUCGCCUACCCUCGUGAGUUCAUCAGGACGGUCAUACAUCAGGACACCAUCUGCUUCCAUACACCAAACAUACCAGGCUGGGAGUGUAUCUGUAACUUCAGCAAGUUUGGUUAUGAGAAUUAUUACUGUGGUAGACCGAGGCAUCCGAGUCAAGCAGCUGAACGUCUUGUUGAAAACAAUUAUCUAAUAGUUACAGAAAAUACAGUGGCAGAAAAUCUUGUGCAUCUUCAAUCGUGUCGAGAGUCCAACAAACGCGUCACGUGGUCUCAAACUACCCCCAAAGGUUUCUGGUCCCCGGGUCACGUCUGGUCCUCCCUCGUCUGUAAAGACCCCGGGGUCAUCAACUCCAGCUGGACCCUGAACUGUCUCCGUGACAGCUCUGUGUGGAUCUUCGGCGACUCCAACGCCCGAGAAACCUACAACUACCUUUUAAAUCUAACCCAGUGCGAACACGUCCAGGGAGGGUACCAAUACUGGGGACAUUGUUUCCAACCCAUGUACAGUCUCAGCAUAAACGUGAAUUCUCACGAGGGUCCUAAGUACACACACGCAUGGUCGUCUGACUAUUUUACCGUCCCAAGUUUUAUACAGAAGCUUCCAAAAAACCAGAAACAUAUUCUCAUCAUUCAGUAUUACCUCCACUACACGGCUGCCCAUCUCGCUGUGCUGUCGUUACGUAUGAAAUCUCUGAGAGCCGCCAUAGAAAAACUGCUUGAAGAAAAUCCUAACGUCUUGAUAGGACUUAGAGGUCCUCAUAUCUCAACGUGGCAGUAUAAUGAAAACCAUGCAAUAGGGGGAGAUGCUUUAGGGCAACAGUACAUGGAGAUUAUACGAGAACGGUUCAAAGGUUUGGAAGAUAAAGUCGUGUUGUUGGAUCUAUGGGAGAUGACGAUUGGAAUCGAGAACGCUGAUUUUCAUCCACCAGCGUUUGUCAACAGGGAGAUGAUUAAGUUUUUGUUGUCUUUUCAGUGUUUGUGA
Physella acuta is the source of this 1665-nucleotide messenger RNA. Its product is annotated as NXPE family member 3. Lineage: Eukaryota; Metazoa; Mollusca; Gastropoda; Physidae. The record is from RefSeq and is a predicted model, not a curated record.